AUAAAUACGGGCUUCAGGCGGACAAAGCAAAAAGCCGCGGAGGAGGAAGAGCAGCGCGACCGGAGGCUUUAUUAUAGGAAUCUCAUCGUCUAGCUCUUGUAAUAUAAAGGAAGAGGAGCACCGGAAAGGAUAAAAGCAACAAAAGAGAAGUUUGGAUUAAAAUACUAGUGAUCAUGACGCUGAACAAAACGGACAAACUGCGGAGCAUGGACAAGCGGCGAGGGAGCACUCCCUUCCCCAUCCACCUACAGAACCUGCACCGGAGAAGCAUGCCCGUGGACGACCGGGAGCUGCAGUCUACAGUACCCUUGGUGCAAGCCGCAGAGCUGUCAAACUUCACCCGCUGCUCCUCGUACAGCCCCGGCGAGCCACACCGGGACAGCUGCGUCUCGGAUUCAUCCGACUCUGUCAUCUCAUCCGGGAGCGACUCCGAUGGACAGGUUCACAAAGUGGUGCUGCUGGGCGAGCACGGCGUGGGCAAAUCCAGCCUGGCACGGAUCUUCGGUGGGGUUGAGGAGAAUCACGAGUCGGAUGAAGCAGGGAACAUGUACGACAGAUCUAUUAUUGUGGAUGAUGAGGAGGCCUCCAUUCUCUUGUACGACGUUUGGGAGCAGGAUAACAGCCAGUGGCUGAGGGAGCAGUGCAUGCGGAUGGGCGACGCAUAUAUCAUCGUGUACUCCGUGACGGACAAGGCCAGCUUCGAGAAGGCGUCCGAGCUGCGGAUCCAGCUGCGCAGGGCCAGGCAGUCGGAGAACAUACCCAUCAUCCUCGUCGGGAACAAGAGUGACUUGGUGCGCUCCAGAGAAGUGUCAGUUGACGAGGGCCGUGCCUGUGCCGUGGUCUUCGACUGCAAGUUCAUCGAGACGUCCGCCUCCUUGCACCACAACGUUCAGGAUCUGUUUGAGGGAAUUGUCCGGCAGAUCCGCCUGCGCAAGGACAGCAAGGAGGAGAACGCACGGAGACAGGCCAAUAGCAAGCGGCGCGAGAGCAUCGGCAAGAAGGCCAAGCGCUUCCUCGGCCGCAUGGUGGCCCGGAAAAACAAGAAGAUGGCCUUCCGGCAGAAGUCAAAGUCCUGCCAUGAUCUCUCAGUCCUCUGAAAGUCCAGAUCCCUCCCCCCUCCCCUGAACUGUUACUCUGUCACCAAGACCAGAUGCUGUGUGACCCAGGCUAGUAUUUUAAAUCGUAAAUCAAGGACUGAUAGAGCUGUAUAUAAAUAUAUUUACAUUUUUAUACUAAUGAACCUACGAAGAAACACAUGUAUGAAGGCCAUUCAGUGGUGAAGCAUCUGCAUGAAGUUUUCUUAUUUUUUUCUUAUUAUUUUAUUCUGCCUUAAAAGUACUGCUGUUCAUCCCUACUUGUGCAUAGAGGCAGGGGCACCACUAAAGUUUGUCCUGCAAAGGUAUUUGGUUUGCUGUGAAAUACCUCGGCCCUGAAAGUGGUAGCUGUAGGUACAGAGAUUUCCAGUGAGGGGGCACAACCAAGACAAAUGCUGUAGAAAAGUGAAAUAUUGUACAGUUUUCUUGGGAUUUGGUUUCUUGUGAGAGCGGAGAGUUUUUGUGCAGAGCUGUAUGGUGGAUUUUUCCGUUGAGCUGUCAUUUGGAAGGAUAUUUACUUGAAACUGUGUACGCAGGUUCGUACCAUGGCUGGAAUAUAGGUGUAGGGUUGGGGGGGUACUAAAACAGGAAGAACAUACUGUAAUGUGAUGCUGACCUGCAAUAUUUAUGCGUGAAUGAAUGAGAAAGAAGCAAUAAGUCAUGUCUGUGUUGUGAAGUUGAUGUUUUAUGAAAGUUGAUUUGCACUUCCAUUAAAAACGUUCUAUCAAACUUUGAUAAA
Brienomyrus brachyistius is the source of this 1833-nucleotide messenger RNA. RefSeq names its product Ras-related associated with diabetes (gene rrad). Gene Ontology annotation, molecular function: GTP binding; calcium channel regulator activity; GTPase activity. NCBI's taxonomy places the organism in Eukaryota, Metazoa, Chordata, Actinopteri, Osteoglossiformes, Mormyridae. The coding region runs from base 174 to 1097 and encodes 307 amino acids. Gene Ontology annotation, biological process: negative regulation of high voltage-gated calcium channel activity. The record is from RefSeq and is a predicted model, not a curated record. Gene Ontology annotation, cellular component: plasma membrane. The transcript is spliced from 5 exons.